AUGCCAUAUCAAAUCAAUAAGGGCAGGUCGGGUUGCGCGACGUGGUCGGCACAGGAGAUCUAUUCAAACGCCGCCGACAUCAACUUCCGCAACCCGGAAAAUCCAAGAUGGUGGUUCUACAACGACAAAGCAGAGGAUUUUCUCACGGGCCCUAAUUCAGCCAUCAGCGCCGUCCAUGAUCGAAAAGCUCGUGAAAAGGGGCGUAAUAUAGCCAUAGACUCUAUCCGUUUCUUUAGAGACGAAAUAAAAAAAUACCGAAGCCUGACGUGGCAGGAUGUACGAGAUACAAGACCUGUAAUAUUCGUCGCAUCGGAUUCUAACCAUCAUCGCUACAGAUGCAUAUCCCGAACAGCUCCUUUCAACAUAGAAAUAGAUCCCCAGAAAAGAAUUCUACAUUGCAUGAUAUGCCAAUUCUUCUUUGAGAUGCGCCCUCUCAUUCCGCGGAACUGGCAGCCCUGGUUUGCCCGUUUCGAUAGGCUCUCGAUAGGCGAUCAACUUGACGUGCUUGCGUCUAUCCCAUACCCAAUAUCCCCCAUGGCGUCGCCGGUGGAUCAGAGGCUCUGUAUCAUCGUUGGUCUGGAUGAUGCCUACAGUCAGUAUACGCAUGGCGAAGUAACGCGUUUUCUUCGUAUAAUCGAACAGUUUUUUAUUGCUGGCGGAAGAGGAAAGAUAUUGCUCAUGCAUUAUGCUCCAUUCGAUAUGACCGGCAUGUUGAAAGGUGAGAGUAAUGUGACGAAUCUUAAGAAGGGAUACUGCACGUAGGUAUGUAGGUAUGUGCUGUAGAUAUGUGCUGUAGGUACAUAUUAUUAGAUUUAACUAUCGACUUUAUGAUAUAUGUAUUAGGUAAUAUCCCGAAAUACCGUCCAAUGUAAAUGCAUAACCCAGCUUCCUUUUCUUCGAAAACAGUUUUCAAAUUGGUGGGUCCUUUAAGCCAAAAGAGCGAGAUGAAAUGAAACUUAAAAAAUCGUAUACCCCCGUGUUACCCAUAAAAUAUCCUUUUCACAUCAUCUCAUUACUAAGUACCCCAGUCCCGAGUCCAAUGAUGCAUAUUACUCUGCAAAAUGUCUGUCCCGACAGAAACUUUGCGAAGAACCGCGCAACCUAUGCACGCUGUGAUCGUCUGGCGUGGCGGUGGCCGACGUUGCUAAUGCUUUCGCUAGGAGCAAUGCUACUCAAAUCGUCAUCCCAGCCAUUAUGACAGCUUCCGACGUAACUCUCCUGGAGUGGGAUGCUCCUAG
Annulohypoxylon maeteangense is the source of this 1238-nucleotide messenger RNA. RefSeq lists its product as uncharacterized. The transcript has a single exon. The record is from RefSeq and is a predicted model, not a curated record. NCBI's taxonomy places the organism in Eukaryota, Fungi, Ascomycota, Sordariomycetes, Xylariales, Hypoxylaceae. The coding region runs from base 1 to 762 and encodes 253 amino acids.